GGGGCGGGCGCCGCCAUCUUGGUGCGGGUGGCGUCCCCGCCGGUGCCUGAGGGAGGAGGAGCGGGGCCGCCGCCGCCAUGCCGCAGUUCCAGAACUGGGAGGAGUUCAGCCGCGCGGCGGAGAAGCUCUACCUGGCCGACCCGAUGAAGGUGCGUGUGGUUCUCAAGUACAGGCAUGCUGACGGGACUUUGUGCAUGAAAGUGACAGACGAUGCCGUUUGUUUGGUCUAUAGAACAGAGCAAGCUCAAGACGUAAAGAAGAUUGAGAAAUUCCACAGUCAGCUCAUGCGCCUCAUGGUGGCCAAGGAGCCCCGCACUGUGGCUGUAGCGGAAGCAGACUGAGGGACGUGCUUGAAGACUGCUGUGUUUAGAAAGUAAAUAUCUUUUGGAUUUGAGUAAGUGCUGGGACAGAGGAUACUGAUAGGGCUCUUCAGUGUGUAAUUUACAGGUCCAGGAAUAAAAAUGCUUUCAAUUAGAAAACCUUUAUUUUUGGAAAUUGAACAGGAUAUACUCAGAACAAUUUUUAUCAGUAAUGUGAAAAUAAAAUACCAAGAAAAGCCUACUCCUUAAACUUAGUUCAUUUGUCUUUUAAGAGAAAAUUAAAUAGAUCUCGUUUGGUUGGA
Messenger RNA from Dipodomys spectabilis (banner-tailed kangaroo rat), 622 nucleotides. It is a transcript of the gene Srp9, whose product is annotated as signal recognition particle 9. Gene Ontology annotation, cellular component: signal recognition particle, endoplasmic reticulum targeting. Gene Ontology annotation, biological process: SRP-dependent cotranslational protein targeting to membrane; negative regulation of translational elongation. The record is from RefSeq and is a predicted model, not a curated record. Gene Ontology annotation, molecular function: 7S RNA binding. NCBI's taxonomy places the organism in Eukaryota, Metazoa, Chordata, Mammalia, Rodentia, Heteromyidae. The coding region runs from base 78 to 341 and encodes 87 amino acids. The transcript has 3 exons.